This is a messenger RNA of Eubalaena glacialis (North Atlantic right whale), 2560 nucleotides long. RefSeq names its product ADP-ribose/CDP-alcohol diphosphatase, manganese dependent (gene ADPRM). The coding region runs from base 318 to 1346 and encodes 342 amino acids. NCBI's taxonomy places the organism in Eukaryota, Metazoa, Chordata, Mammalia, Artiodactyla, Balaenidae. Gene Ontology annotation, molecular function: CDP-glycerol diphosphatase activity; ADP-ribose diphosphatase activity; manganese ion binding. The transcript is spliced from 5 exons. The record is from RefSeq and is a predicted model, not a curated record.
UGACGCGGUAGCCUAGCCGGUAGUCUGGGAGCCCUUCGCCGCGGAGUCGGCGCGCGCAUCUGCAGUCUUAAUCUCUCUCCUCCCCGCCUCCGUGGCAGAUGUGCAAAAUACAGAAAAAGGAGAAAGAAAAAAAAAAAGCCUUCUAACGUCCUUAACUUUGGAUCCCACUCCCGCGGGGCCUUUUUCAGGGCUUCGGCUGAGCAGAAGCGUCCGGUGCCUGGUGAUGGUGGCCCCGGGGCGGGGUAUUUUUUGUGAACUGGCGUCAUCAGCCAGUGUGCUCCUCUGCUCGCCCACCAGGAGAAAACUGUUUGGAGAUUAUGGAUGCUAAGCCCGAACCUGGACCCCUCAGUGAGAGUUCAGAACUUCUUUUCUCCUUUGGAGUUAUAGCAGAUAUUCAAUAUGCUGAUUUGGAAGAUGGCUAUAAUUUCCAAGGAAGCAGACGGAGAUACUACAGACACAGUCUUCUUCACUUACAGGGUGCUAUUGAACACUGGAAUAAAGAAAGCAGCCCACCCAGUUGUGUACUUCAGCUUGGAGACAUCAUCGAUGGAUAUAAUGCACAAUAUAAAGCAUCAGAAAAGUCACUAGAACUCAUCAUGAACACAUUCCAAAGGCUGAAAGUCCCAGUUCAUCACACGUGGGGAAAUCAUGAAUUCUAUAACUUCAGCAGAGACUAUUUAACAAACUCCAAACUUAACACAAAGUUUCUGGAGGACCAGAUUGCCCAUCAUCCUGAGACUGUGCCUUCAGAGAAUUAUUACGCUUAUCAUUUUGUACCAUUCCCUAAAUUCCGGUUCAUUUUACUCGAUGCUUAUGACAUGAGUGUCUUGGGCGUGGAUCAGUCUUCUCCAAAAUACCAGCAGUGUCUGAAGAUACUGAGGGAGCACAAUCCAAAUACGGAAUUGAAUAGUCCUCAAGGACUUGCUGAGCCCCAGUUUGUCCAGUUUAAUGGAGGAUUCAGCCAAGAACAGCUGAACUGGCUGAAUGAAGUUCUUACAUUCUCUGACAGAAACCAAGAAAAGGUGGUGAUUGUGAGCCAUCUUCCCAUUUAUCCCGAGGCCUCUGACAGUGUGUGCCUGGCCUGGAAUUACAGAGACGCCCUGGCAGUCAUUUGGUCUCACAAGUGUGUGGUGUGUUUCUUCGCCGGUCACACUCACGAUGGUGGCUACUCUGAGGAUCCUUUUGGUGUGCACCACGUCAACAUAGAAGGGGUUAUUGAAACGGCUCCAGACAGCCAGGCUUUUGGCACAGUUCAUGUCUAUCCUGACAAAAUGAUGUUGAAAGGGAGGGGCAGAGUUCCAGACAGAAUUAUGAAUUACAAGAAGGAAAAAGCUUUCCAUUUUUAGUCUGAUUUUAUUUGUUUACUUUUAUAGAAAGAGACUGACUUGGUUUUGUGGUUUUGUUCCGCCUUCCUCUCCCCAAAUCCUGAGUCUCAUUGUUUAGUAUUCCGUUUGCAUAACAAAUAGCCAUAACUGACUUCAAUGUGUGUUAGCUCAUAAGAUAUUCUGAAAUGUCAUUUUUGGAUAAUAUAUCCCGUGUUGAAAAUUGGAAAGGAAAUGAAUGAAAGUAGCAUGAAUAAACCAGGGAGGAGACUGAGGUGGGGGGGAUACAGUCCUCCAAACAGACUCUAUUUAGCCUUACCUGAGGUUUUUUUACUUUUUACAAGGAGAAUGUAUUCAUUCACUGUAUUAGCUAUGUAAGUUAAAAUUCAUAAUAAAAAAGAAAUAAAAUAAGCUCAGGUAAACUUUUUCCAUUUACCCAGCUGUGUGAAUGAGCUUUAGACAUUGUUUGCUCAGAGUACCCAUCAUAUUUGUACUUUUAUAGGUUUAUACUCCUGUUUCGUAAGCCAGAAACAUCACCAGUUACUUCACAGGUGAACGAAUAGCACCCCCAUUCACACAGGUGAACGUGUGGUCUCCCUUGUGAACCUCUUGUGAGUUCAGCCAAAGCAGGACCAAGUGCCAGUGCAGCUGUGUGCCUGCCAGCAUGUCUGUUUGGGCCCCCAGCUGGUGCUAUAUGAGACUAUCGUAGGUAAAUGAAUUUACCCUUGACUCCCUUUAUAGACAAACGGGGCAUGUUUAACUGAGCUGUCAUAUAUUCUAAGACUUAUUUGCAGAAACACUUACUCAGUGGCAAAUGGGGACUGUUCAAGUGUAGAAAAAGUUUGAUUCAGGGCCUGAAAAACAGGAAGACCAAAAAACCAGUACUAGUCAACAUAAGUGUGUCUGCUGAGUACCGAAGCACCGUGGGGCUACAGAGGCAUAUCAGUUUCCGCUGGCUGCUGUAACAAAUUAGCACAAACUUGGUGGCUUAAACAACAUACACUUGUUCUCUUACAGUUCUGGAGGUCAUAAGUCUGAAAUCGUCUUCACUGGGCUGAGAUCAAGGUGUUAUCAGGGCCAUGCUCUCUCGGGGGCAGAAUCGGUUUCCUUGCCUUUUCCAGCUUCUAGAGCUGCAUCUCUUGCAUGUCUUGGCUCAUGGCCCCUUCCUCCAUCUGCAAAGCUAGCAAUGCAGCUUUUUCCAGUCUCUUGCUGCUUUGUUGUCACAAUGCCUUUCUCCU